Molecule: messenger RNA, 8097 nt
Organism: Anas platyrhynchos (mallard)
Lineage: Eukaryota; Metazoa; Chordata; Aves; Anseriformes; Anatidae
Gene: GAB2
Product: GRB2 associated binding protein 2
Biological process (GO): signal transduction
Cellular component (GO): cytoplasm
Molecular function (GO): transmembrane receptor protein tyrosine kinase adaptor activity
Source: RefSeq, a predicted model, not a curated record
AGAGAAGGGGGGGGGGGGGGGGGAGGCGCUCGUUGUGUGUGUGCCCCCCCUUCCCCAGUCCCUCCCUCUUCAUCUCCAUCCCUCCUCCUCGUCCUCCUCCUCCUCGUCCUUCAUCCUCCUCCUGCUCGGGGCCGGGGAGGCAGCGGCCGGCUGGGUGGCGAUGAGCGGGGGCGAGGUGGUGUGCGCCGGCUGGCUCCGCAAGUCGCCGCCGGAGAAGAAGUUGAGGCGAUACGCAUGGAAGAAGCGCUGGUUUGUCCUGCGCAGCGGUCGGAUGAGCGGCGACCCCGACGUCCUGGAGUACUACAAAAAUGACCACUCCAAGAAACCUUUACGGGUGAUCAACCUCAACUUCUGCGAGCAGGUGGAUGCGGGGCUGACCUUCAACAAGAAGGAGCUGCAGGACAGCUACAUCUUUGACAUCAAGACCAGCGACAGGACCUUCUAUCUGGUGGCCGAGACCGAAGACGACAUGAACAAGUGGGUUCGCAGCAUCUGCCAGAUCUGCGGCUUCAACCAGUCCGAGGAGAACACAGAUACCCUGAGGAGCAUCGCCUCCAUGAACCAUGCGCCACGGUCCUCGCCGGCGGAGCUCAGCGGUGCCAACCACCACCUGCUGCGCGAGCGCAAGUCCUCGGCGCCCUCCCACUCCAGCCAGCCCACCCUCUUCACCUUCGACUCGCCCGCUGGCCACCUCCAGAGCACCCUGUCCGCCAGUGCCCCCCAGGACUACCUGUUCCUCCACCAGUGCAUGAGCAGAAAGUCGGAAAACGCCAGGAGCGCCAGCUUCUCCCAGGCCACCAGGUCGUCCUUCUUCAUGCGCAGCGACACGGCCGUCCAGAAGCUCUCGCAGGGCAACGGGCACUGCGUGAACGGGGUGGGCGCGCAGCUCCACGGCUUCUACAGCCUGCCGAAACCCAGCCGGCACAACUCGGAGUUCAGGGACAGCGCGUACGACCUCCCGCGGGCUUUCGGCUCCUACUCCCACCCCAAAUCGAGCCUCACCAGCUCCGAGACGGACAACGAGGACGUCUACACCUACAAGACCCCCAGCAACGCCCUGUGCAAGGAGUUCGGGGAGCUCUCCACGGACUCCUACGACGUCCCUGCCACCCCGCUCUCCGUUUACCAGAUCCCCAGGACGUUUACGCUGGACAAGAACCACAACGCUCUGGCCGUGGCCGCCAGCGACUCGCCCGCCGCGCCGCCCCCCCGGCCCCCAAAACCCGGGCAGACAGAGCCACGGUGGGGCAGCCCACCCCAAAGACCCCAGCCCGGGGAAAGCUUAGGGCUGGCCCCCAUGGCAGCCACCAUUCCCCGGAGAAACACGCUGCCGGCCGUGGAGAACAGCAGGCUGCACCGAGCUUCUUCUUGCGAGACGUACGACUACCCCCAGCACGGGGGCGGCAGCGCCGUGCAGUCGGUGGAGUCCAUGCACGACGGGUACAACUCCUACCUGCAGGCCAAGGCCGUGGUGGCCCGCUCCCACAGCGCCGACUCCGAGGACAACUACGUCCCCAUGAACCCCGGUUCCUCGCCCCUGAUCCACACCGAGAAAGCCAACGACAACUCCCAAAAUCUCUACAUCCCCAUGAGCCCAGGACCGCAUCACUUCGACCUGGUGGGGUUGUCCUCGGCCACCCUCCCCUUGCACAAAGGAGGAGCCAUGGCGCAGUGCCACAGGAGGUUGAGUGAAAUCCAGCCCCCGCCAGUCAACCGUAACCUCAAACCUGACCGGAAAGCAAAGCCAUCACCACUGGACCUGAGGAACAACACCGUCAUCGAUGAGCUUCCCUUCAAAUCGCCAGUCACAAAAUCCUGGUCCAGGCCAAGCCAGACCUUCAACGCCGGCUCGCUGCAGUACUGUCGCCCUGUCUCCUCCCAGAGCAUCACCAGCACUGACUCAGGAGACAGCGAGGAGAACUACGUGGCCAUGCAAAACCCCAUUUCUGCUUCUCCUGUUCCUAGUGGCACCAACAGCCCAGCGCCUAAAAAGAGUUCUGGGAGUGUGGAUUAUCUGGCCCUGGACUUCCAGCCGAGCUCACCAGGGCCACACAGAAAGCCCUCCACCUCAUCGGUCGCCUCGGACGAGAAGGUUGACUACGUGCAAGUGGACAAGGAGAAGACGCAGGCGCUGCAGAGCACCAUGCAGGAGUGGACUGACGUGCGGCAGUCCUCGGAGCCCACCAAGAGCACCAAGCAGUAGCACCCGGGGCGGGCAGCUCAGCGGGCAAAUAUCCUCGUGGUUUUCCCAGCUCUGUUUGGGCUGGAUCCCUGAGACUGUUGUCUGCCGAGGGGAGGGGGUCUUCACGACUUUUUUUCUUUUAAGACAAAAAAGAAACUUAAUUUCAGGGGAAGACUUGGCGGAUACUGUUUGCCGAUGGUAAAGAGCAACCACGUUCGGUGGCUAGGUUUGUGCUUUAGCUGCUGGAUGCGCCAUCCAGGAUCUUCAACGUAGCAAUACCAGGUUUCACCCUACACGUCUGUUGCUUACAGCUAUUAAAGCCACCUUGUACGUGCUAACAUCAUCUCUCCCCGUCUUCUUCCAUGCCGUACCCCCAAACCAUGCCAUACACGUCUGACAGCACCUCUCACAGGACCUCAUUCCCGCAUCUCCUCAUGGUUACCCUCUUCUCUGCCUCCUCCCAAACCCCAAAACUGAGUAAGGACCCUUCCUGUCUGACUUUACUUUCAUCAUCCCAUCUCUUGUAAAUAAUGACGUGUUCAAAUCUUCUGACAGCUGUUCCCCUGGUGGGACAGCCCCUGUGUUUCUGGUUUUGGUUGUUAACCCUCAGGGGCUUGACGAGUGUCCAGACUGCCCCAUUGAGCCCAGAACUUGCCCCACCAUACCCGUAUAUAUGCCAGCAUGUGCUCACACGUGCAUGCAUGCAUGAAACAGCCAGGUUAGUUGGGGUGUCUUCUGCUGUUGAUGCUUUCCUGCAUCUCUCAAAGUUUGGAGAGAGAGGCUUUGGAGAAUUUAAGCCUAUCUGAAGUCAUUUGCCAGUGAAUCUGGCCCUAAAAACCCAAAUCUGCCUUUUGUGGCAUUAAAAGAAGGCCACAGAGGAAGAGUCCUACAUCCCUGGCCACCAUGAGAAGCUCAGUGGUUGAGUACGAGGAGUGUAGAGAGGUUCUGUAGACCAUGAAUGUCCGGCCUGGCACGAGGAUGAGUGGGAAGGAGGGAGAAGGAGGCUGUUGUGGGGACCAGGAGAAGGCAGGUGCUGUACCUUAGAGGUUGGAUUGGGGUGAAGAAGGUCUGGUGAGGUGCAUCUGAGAGAAAAAAGGAGUGGAGUAACUGAAACGUUGGUCGGUGGUGAGGCCUUGGGCUUGGGAAGAGGUUGGUGAGAAGAGCCAGGACAGGGUGUCUCAAUGGGUGUUAGCUUUAAUGUAGCAUAAAAGUCAGUUGUUACUGGGCACAAAGGGCCGGACUUUGUAUUUUUCCCCAUCUUCAGUGAUGUUUCUUCAACACAAAUAGGACUUUUUGACCAUUGUGGAUGGGAAUCUGCUGUAGUCCCACCUGCAUCCUUGACACAACCAGGCUUUGGGAUCGCUCCACGAGAAGCUGGAGUGGAGAAGGAAGAAGAAGGAAGAGGCAGCUCGCUGCAGAAAUAAGAAUUUGGGAUCUCACUGAAACAGGAAGGCCUAACGGUCGGCAUGGAGAGGCCUGGCUGCCAGACAGUGGGCACUGACACGGACACACAGGCCAACUGCGAGCUGGGAGCUGAACAAAGAUCAUUUCUGUUAGAAAGAUCAAGUAGUGGUUUUUGUUAAAGAGCUUGAGUUCUUCCUUCCAGCUGAACCCUGCCCCACACAGGCUCUGCCUCCCACCACCACCACCAAGAAAAACAAACCUUUGCGUUGACUCUUGAUGCUCAAGUGCUAGCACGUUUGCUUAAUCUUGGCCUGAAUUUGGAAGGGGCCAGAGAUGGCCCACGCAGGUAUGGGAUCUGGGCCCUUAAGUGCUGAGUGCUGCCUUGAAAGUCUCCAAUUUGCAUCCCCAGUUUACGUUUUCUUCUCUUUUGCCAUGAAAUGGAAGGAUAUUAAUGGAAAAAGCUCCAAUAACCCAUGUAAGACAUUGCAGUGUUGGCCUUUUACAGGAAUAAUGGAGCAAAUAUCCUAAUGCUUUUGGUAAAAAUAAUCAUCAUCUAGGGGGAAAAAAAAUGACCCAAAGGGGAAAAUUUAGCACAGACAGAUGCUUUGUGAAGGCCGGGGAGUGUUACAGCCUGCAGGGGCCUUUGCCUCUCAUUGAGGGCUUGCAUGGUGAGAUAAUGAAAUGAAGAGCAGGGAGCAGGGCUCUCUGUAGCCCCUUUCAUCAUCACAUCUCAGGGGAGACGGAACAUUGUUCUGGUCCAGAGCCUGCUGAAGUCACUGCAAAGACUCCCGUGAAGCUCGGUGAGCUCAUCAAGAGGCCGUGGACAGAUCCUGUGGUCUCGGCAUCCCGUGAGGGAAAAGCCAAGCCCAAGGACCUGCUGGGUGUUGGCGUGGCUGGAAACGAGCUCUGCACCAUCCCUGCUGAAAAGCAAACGUGAUUCAAGCAGGAACUUGCUUUUCCUAUGUCACCCUCUAUCCUGCUGUACACAGAAGAAGAUCAGGGGUCAAGAAGACAAGGGUCCCAAAAGCACCCUGAAAGCAGGGAGACAAGGGAGAGGCAGCAGCAACCCUCAUUUCUGAGGACGCAGUGGCUUGAAAGCCAAAACGGAUGGGUUUUGCAUUUCCAAUUUCCCAGAAACAAAUAUAUUCCUCCUUUUUUUCUUUUUUUUUUUUUUUUUUUCCCCCUGCUGAGCAUCAAGCAAACAGCCCCUCCAUACCAAGCAGCAACUCGCCGACUCCAUCCCUGCUGUAUGGACGUGACUGUAGCAGCCCCUCCUGAAAGAAAUCGAUGGCUGCAGUGGAAAUAGUCAUUCCUGCCAGUUGCCGGGCUGAUUAGAGCAGUCCCCGAUGAUUAAUGUUUGUGCAGUAUUUAGUCUUAAACUGUAUCGAAAAGCAGCUGGUUUAAUUACACGGCCUGCCAAGAACUUUGUCCUGAAGGCAUUGAGUUUAUCACAUCCACUUUAUACUCAGAUGCUCAAGUAUGACUGGCUCUUUUGUUAGGAGUAGGUAUUUUAGGAAGCCGAGAGCACUGCUAAUGAUUCAUUUUAAUUGCAAGCAAAAGACCUGGCUCGAAUCCUUAUGUCAGAGCCUGCACUUCAGCUUUAUGGGCUCAUUUUAAGAGAAGGGCUGUGCUUUUGCGUGUGUGUGCUCAUGGAGAAGGGUCGAUUGCAGGACAAGCACUACAACCUCAGUAGUUCAUUUUAGAAAGCAUCAGGGCCGUGUCAGAAAGCUCCCCCCGAGCUUUAGAACUGCUAGGUUUGUGGGUUUAGAGGCAGAAACUUCCCAAAAUACAUGUACAUAUCCCAUGUUGUGAGUCUGCACCUGCUGCUCGCAGCAACUCGUGCGACGUGCGAGUUGUCUUGGAACCAAUUUGCUCUGAAUUGGCAUUUGAACAUUCAGGGGAAAAUAAAUUGCUGGCUCUGAAAGGAUACAGGGAUGAGGUUUAGUCUCAAACAGGAGAAAGAAAAUACGUGUGUGUGCAGAUUGUGCUGGGGCAGACUGGCAGAUGGGGCUGGGUUGCCUGGAGGAUAACUGGGAUGGGUUUGGAGCCUCACAGGCACCAACCAGGGUUGUCUAUGGGCUGGGAGGAGAGAAGGCAGGUGUGUUUGCCAGAAAGGUUUGAGUCUUGGUCUUCCACACCUCCUUUGGCAUGUCUGAAGUCAGAUCUGCAGAGGGGGUUUGUGGAGGGAAGGGUUUUGCUCAGUGAAGGCCUCGUGCUGGUGGGAGGGCAGCACCCACUGCUCUCAGGCCUUACCCAGAGCACUUCAUCCUUGAGGUGUGCAGGAGAAGCCCUACAGGGAGAUACUGAGAUGUCUCCGUCCUUGAAGGUAUUUUAAGACCUGACUGGGUCAAGGCCUGAGCAAGUGGGUCAUACCCUACUGCUGACCCUGUUUAGGGCAGGGAGUGGGACUAGAAACAUCCCUUCCCCUUGAAUUCCCCUAAGACCCUGCUGCUGCGUCUGAGUGAGGCCUCCUCCAUGUGAGGGAAGGGGCCAAAGGCAGUGCCUGGAUGUCUGUGGUAUCCUAAAAUCUUCUCUGGCCGUGACGUGAAAAGGCACAGCUCAACACCUAAGGUCAUACACCCCGGUGAGGAGGCCAAAUCCACACUGGGGCCACCCCUUGCACCUGCAGAGGGCUGGCUGGCCCGGGCCAAGUCAUCCAGGACACGGACACACAGUCUGAGCCACCGGGGAACAGCCUGAACCUGUAAAGUUGUUAGGAUAGACACUGACUGACCCAGGGCUCUCUGGAGCCCCACCUGAGCCCUGACACCCCAGGGUCCCACUCCCAGGAGCGUACCAGGAGGAGCUGGUUCCUUUUCUCCACCCAUUGAGCACGGCUCAUGGGCUGGGAUUGCAUUAAUUUUCUUUGUAGUAGCUUUUUAUGGUGCUAUGUUCCGGGUUUGUGACGAGAACAGUGUUGGUGACACCCCAGUGUUGUAGCUGUUGCUGAGCAGCGCUCGCGCAGAGCCAAGGACCUUCAGCUCCUGGUGCUGCCCCACCAGCGAGGUACCUGGGGGUGCACCAGGAGCUGGGACACAGCCAGGAGCUGACCCAGGCUGGCCAAAGGGACGUCCCAUGCCAUACAAGCACCAUGCUCAGCAAUAAAACUCGUGGGGAAAUUUGCCAGGGCUGCCAUUGCUCAGGGACUGGCUGGGCCUUGGUCAGCUGGUGGUGAGCAAAUGCAUUGUGCAUCGCUUGUUUUCCUUGGUUUUCUUUAUUUUAUUUUUUUCCUGGCACAGGCUGCCCAGAGAGGGGCUGGGGGCUCCUCCUUGGGGAUCUCCAGCAGCCGCCUGGACGUGGGGCUGGGCCCCCUGCUCGGGGUGGCCCUGCUGGAGCAGGGCUGGCACCACAGGGACCCGUCACCACCAAGCACUUGGUGAGAGCCUUGGUGUCAUGAUUUCUCCACAGCCUGAAGCAGUCCAGCCCCUCAACAGCGUGUCCUUUGUGUCUCAUCCUUGUAGCUGUGAUUUUAUCUCCUUCGUUUUGCAGCUCUGAGAGAUGUGCUAUCAACCAGGCUCCUGCCUCAGAGCUUGCUCUGAGAAGAGCUGAUGUGUAGCGAGGUGUCACCCAGCCAACCCACAACCUACGUGGGAGAGCUUAUCCCCAAACCCAGGGGGUAACAAACCAUCCUUUUUAGUGUUGGCCUUUGGGUGACACCACACUUCAUCUUCAGAGGGGCCAAGGGAGUGCGCCUGAACUCCCUGUAUCCUGCUUUCUCUCCAGCCUGUAAAAUGAAGAUUUUUAGUGCUCGUUUCCCCACCUCACAGUGAGGUUUAAGUAGUUGACAACUACAUUGUCACAUUGUCCCUGAAAACACGUUUUAUCUGAGAGCCCUUUGGACACGCGGAGCAUCGUGGAGAGGGAAGGGAGCGGGACCCUGCAGAGCCCCCCGACAAAUCCCAUAGGGUUAGGACCAAACCUUUAGCUUAGCUACAUCCCACUCAACCCAGCCCUUGGCAAAGUCCCCCCUGACUCUGGGCAUCGUUGCGUGGGAAGGGACCCAGCCAAAUUAGGGUAGUUUUCACCCUCCCUUUCUUAACCUGCUGCGAGGAAGGGUCGGAGCCCCGGCUUCGGAGCCGUCGCAUCGGCAGCCGAUUCGCAGGGAUAUUUUUGUGUGUUUCGAAGCCUAUGACUGUUCUUAAAGAGGAGUAUUUUAUUUUUAUUUUUUUUCUCCAUUUGUAGAAGGAAGGACAAGAGUAAUCUGUGGCAAACUGUACAGUACGUGUCUUCUUGUGGUGUCACUGUUUGAAUGGUUAUUAAGUUUUCAAAUCACUGUGGACAGCUAAUCACUUAAGUUAUUAAUUUAUUCUUUGGGGUUUUGUUGUUUGUUUGUUUUUUUAAGUAAUUUGAAACAAUUAUUUAUCCUGUAAAUCGGUCUCGAGUGAAACCUAGGUAAUACUUUUUUUGCUGUUAAUAAACAUGGUACAUGCCUGAUGUGAAGGUGAUCUCAUUUUUAAGUACUGUAUAUGCAGCGGAAAAGCAACGGGAAAAUAAAAGAAUGAAACCAAAAA